GAAGUGGAACGUUGAGCGUACGAUCGAGAGCAUGCACAUGGAAAUGUCUCUUACCGGCGUUCUCGAACUACCAAAUGCUUCUAUGAAAUCAAGUCUGGGUCUUCUCUACAUUCGAGCCGUCUUUGAGGUAUGUGUUGGUUUAUGAACCGCGCCUGGAAAUUAGGUUGUGAAUGCAAUCAAGUGAAAAGGUUUGUUCGAUCUGCUCAUUACUAUGUCAAGCUAGCGUUCGCGCAUGGUAGAACUCAACAAAGAAACAAUAAAUAUUUAUAGGCUGCUUUAUUUAUGCAUUUCAGUUUGACGUUUUAGUGCAUCAUAUGGCGUUUUGGAGCAUUAUGACAGAUUCUAUCGAUCUAUCUAGUUACUACACUUUUACUAUAUUAAAACCAUGCUAUUUUCUUAAGGGUUCUCCAACAUUCUAUUAAAAAUGUAAUAUAAUGUAUUAAACUGCAUUCUGCAUCUAAGAUAACCUAAAGCUCUUAACACUGAAUUGCAAUCACUUAUAAAAAAUUAACCCACAGGCUUACUACAGUAAUCAUAGUUUAACCGUGAUAUCUAGUAAAACGAUGGCAAUGCAAUUGGUAAUCAACCUUUCAAAAACCCAUUUAGUAUAGUAGACCCAAAUCCUAAGGAUCUCACAAGAUGUAGUAUGUUAUAAUUGUAAGUCACAGCAACAAUGUUACUGUUUUCAACUGGAAACUCAAUUGUGUGAUGGUCAAUUUAGUUAUUCCUGAUGAUGCUGACUGAUGGAGUCUCAGAGUUUAUUCUCUCUCACUGCAGCGCGUGAGCCAGGUGACACGAUUAUGUCGGGUUUUUGGCACCAGGACUCGUCAGAGAACGGAAACCUCAGUGGCAUGAAAAUGAACGGCGAGGACACUGGUAUAGGAGGUCCAACCCCAGCAGUGGUGGGGUAUUUGGGAAAAUGUGACGACAAAAAUGCCUCACCUGGGAAUUGUCCUUGGUGCUUGGCAAAAGGUCAGACAAAUGCCCUGCGACAUUACUCCAUCAACUUGGAGGAGACCAUUUUGCUCUGUACAAGUCCAGCGUGCCUUUAUCCCCUGGUUAGCAGACCUCUGGAAGAUGUGCGUGCUGGUUUGUCUAAAGAUCAAGAUAGAUGCAAAAGGAAAGCCUCGGUCCUGUCUAAUGUCGAAGAGUUGUCGUCCCCUGCAAAGCGCUUAAAAGAUGAUAACCUGGACACAUUGUCUGCUGUCGAAGACUUGUCCUCUCCUUCAAAGCGCUUAAAAGAUGAGAACCUGGACACAUUGUCUGCUGAUCCUGAGUCACAUGAUCUCAAUAGUUGCACUCUUUCGAAUCACACUGAAAUGUUGACUGGCGACCAGUUGAUGCUUGAAAACAACAUUGUCUCUGUUAAUGGCACUGAGAAAGAAAAUCCCGAAGAGGAACCUAAUGUGGAUCUAGAUUUGGGUGGCGAGAACGUUGGUGGCGUAUCUAGCACUCAAGACGAGAUUGAGGAUGUGAUGGAAUUAGAUGUUCCUGAAUUGGAUGAAGCUGCGGAAACAUCAGAAGAGUUGGUGCCUUUGCAUCUACCGCUCUUCUGGAAAAAUGAAAAUAACCUGUGUUGGUUGGAUACAUUAUUGACAAUGCUUGCGAACAGCAGGACGAUCAGAGAAGCUCUGUGUCGGGAUGUAAAUCUAACAGACUCUAUACUCAGGAAAUUUUAUUUAACGUACGAUAAGACGUGUGCCUACGUAGAAGCCAAAGAACAGCAGUGGGAAGACAAGGUAACCAGAGUCCCUGCUAGUAUCCUGAAUGAAGCGGAGCGACGGCUUUCUGCUCUUCGAAUGUCUCUCUUCAAACUCCUUCAGCCUACACUCCGAUGUGAAAUUGGUCAGGAGGAAACACCUGUUUUUGCUCUCCCUCUUCUUCUGCGGUCUGAUAAAUGGGCUCAGGAUCUUUUUCAGCACACCGUCUGCUGGGAAUUUAAAUGCAAAAGUUGUGGCUAUUCUCUCAAUGAAAGUGUUGAGAAGACUCUUACGACAUUAACUCAGAUUCUGUCUCACUGGCACCCGCUGAAUGCGACCCACCACGCUCAGUGCAGUAAUUGUAACCGUAAAAACCAGAGGAGGAAAAUGGUGCUGGAGAAGUUGUCCUCCGUGUUUGCUCUUCACUUCGUGGAAGGUCUGCCAAGAAAAGACCUCUCCAAAUAUUCAUUUGAGUUCCAGGGCUUACACUACAGUGUUAGCACUGUUAUCCAAUACAAUAAACUCCUCAAACACUUUGUCACUUGGAUCCGCCAGAGUAACGGAACGUGGCUGGAACUUGAUGACUUGAAAUACCCUCGCAGCUACACCCACAGAAGGUUUAUGGUCCCUGCCAAAGAAAUUCACAUUGUUUUCUGGGAGGUGGAGUCGGAAAAUAAAGACGUUUCAGAGAUCUGUCCACCAACACCUACAUCAGUCACGAACACUAACAACAAACACCAGCAUAAACUGUCACAUACUGCCGCCGAUGACUCCCUAAAUUCGGUGACUGUAAGUGAGGACACAGACCAUACUGCUGCCAGCACCCUAGAUGCAUCUAUAGGCAGCACCACCACAUUACUGGACCCCUUUAAGGGACUUUCAGAGACAGACGUUGUGACUCUCACUUUGGUUGAGGAGAAUUCAUUUACAGAAGCAACAAAGUUAAAGAGUCCAACCAUCGUAUCCGCAUCUAGUUCUGAUUGUCCAAGCUCCAAGAAGCCCCAGAGAUGCAGUUCUGGUCCAAAGGAACCUAAUUUGGUAACCUUACAAAUAUCUCAACCCUCACCAAAGUCAUCAGUAACUUUAGAAACACACACUCCUUCACCCCUACCUUCAAUAAAUAAAAAUCAAGGCGGACUUCAACACCUUUCCUUACUUCAGCGGCAUCCUUCUUUCCAGUCAACUCCAGUAAGACCUCCUGCACCUGUCCCGAAACCAAAACCCAAACCCAUUCUGAAGUGUGAAACCAAUGAAGCUCAGCCAGCAAAGCCAGCUGACAUGUACGGUGGUUUCUUAACUAAGAAGUUACCUGCUGUGUCUAGUCCAGAUGGAGCUGGAAAGAAUCCUUGCGUAGUACCUCAACAGAAACCAGUCGGGUUUCAAGGAAGCGGUAAAGUAUCCGAUGUCCUCAAAUUAGCCGGUAAGAAAACUCCGAGCCUUACGGCCGAUAACCAGCCAAUGAGCACUACGGAAGCCCUCAGGCUGCAGCUCAUGAAAAAGCUCAAGGCAAAGAAAAAGAAACUCGCCAAGCUAAACCAACUUCUGGGAGUCGCAGGAGAGUCUGCACCCACACCGGACAGCACAGCGUUGUCUUCACCAUACUCCGUUACUUCUAGUACCGUGGCCUAUGACAAUUCGGAGUAUGACCAGUUCUUUGCCGAGCUGUUGACGCCUGCGACGACCGCGAGCAACCUCUCGCCUGAUAGCUCGGGUCUAUUGGAUAGCUUAAGCAACCAGAACGGAGAGGCAACAAAUGGAGGUUUACAUGCAAGUUCUACUAUUGCACCUGUGGUGCAAGAACAAAGUCUCCGUUACCCGUCCUCUACUAACGAUUCUGCAGUGAAUGACUUUAUGAAUGCAAUCGAAGACUUUAUACCAUCGAAAAUGGAGCAGACUGCAGUUGAAAACACAGAUUUUAAUGCAUUAGAAUUAUUUUUCUGAUUUGGGCCUUGAGUUUUUAUGCCAAGUUUUCUUUUGCAGUUUUGUUAGGAAGACCUGUGCAUGAUCAGUUCAUUGAAUCAUAUUUUGAAUCAUUUUGUCUGAUUCACUUUAAAUAUAGAAUAAUACAUUAAAUGAAGAUCAAAAUAAUUCUUGUAACGUUUUGUACAGUUGUGUACAGAUUUUUUUUGUCUUGGAUGUUUUUUAUGGUUACCUCAAUAUUUAAAAAGUUUGUAUUAAAUGGUCUCCAAAACAGCAUUUUGUUGUAUUUAACUUUUUAUGCGAGUCUUGUAAUUUAGUAGGGAUAGUUCACCCAAAAAUAAACAUUUUGUCACUGUU
Molecule: messenger RNA, 3977 nt
Organism: Misgurnus anguillicaudatus (oriental weatherfish)
Lineage: Eukaryota; Metazoa; Chordata; Actinopteri; Cypriniformes; Cobitidae
Gene: uspl1
Product: ubiquitin specific peptidase like 1
Biological process (GO): Cajal body organization; protein desumoylation
Cellular component (GO): Cajal body
Molecular function (GO): SUMO binding
Source: RefSeq, a predicted model, not a curated record